ACCCGGCGGGGCAGCUACGCGGGGUCCUCGCGCGCGUCCCACGUGGGUCGGAGCUGAGCGGCGGUCCCGGUUCGCUAGGUCCCGACUCGCCUGUCCGCCGGCAUGGCAGCCACCGACCGGGUGCUUCUCCACGUUCCCGAGCCCCGGGCCGCCGUCCCCAGGACGUUCUCCAGACCCCGUCCGGCCCUGGCUAGGCGGCAAGCAGAGGCCACCAAAAGAAGAUACCACGAGUCCAGCGAGGCUACCCCAGCGAAACGGAGGAGCGAAGCAUCCUGUCUCCCAGCCAAGAAAACUGCCGCUAAAGAGACUCAAGGGACUUUUCAGGGAAAGGCACUGAAAACGUUUUCUCCAAAGAAGUCUUCGGCUGGUGGGAGUAAUAGAAACCAAGAGCGGAAACCGGGCAUUAAGACUUCAUCCCUGUUUAAAAACAACCCUGAAAUUCCGGAACUCCACAGACCUGUGGUAAAGCAGGUGCAAGAAAAAGUGUUCACUUCAGAUGCCUUUCACAAACUGGACCUCCACCCACAUUUAAUUUCCACAAUAAAUUCAGUCUUAAAAAUGUCUAGUAUGACCAGCGUUCAGAAGCAAAGUAUCCCUGUGUUGCUGGAAGGCAGAGAUGCUCUUGUGAGAUCCCAGACGGGCUCAGGUAAAACUCUUGCCUACUGCAUCCCUGUGGUCCAGUCCCUUCAAGCAAUGGAGUCCAAAAUACAGCGUGCUGACGGCCCCUAUGCCCUGAUACUAGUGCCAACGAGAGAGCUGGCUCUGCAAAGCUUUGAGACUGUCCAGAAACUGCUUAAGCCAUUUACCUGGAUUGUGCCUGGAGUGUUAAUGGGAGGAGAGAAGAGAAAAUCAGAAAAAGCCAGACUCCGGAAAGGAAUAAAUAUCCUUAUCUCAACUCCUGGGCGGCUCGUGGAUCAUAUAAAAUCCACAAAGAACAUUCAUUUCAGUCGGAUACGGUGGCUGAUUCUGGACGAAGCAGACAGAAUCUUGGAUUUGGGUUUUGAAAAGGAUAUCACCGUGAUACUCAAUGCCGUAAAUGCCGAGUGCCAGGGACGACAGAACGUCUUGCUGUCGGCGACACUCACGGAAGGUGUCACGCGGCUAGCCGAUAUCAGCUUACACAACCCAGUCAGUAUUUCUGUCCCGGAUGAAAGCCAUGACCCAAAGAGCAGAGCGGUUCUUGAAGCUUCUGCCCCACGGACUGGCAGUGAACUGGACAGCUUUGCCAUCCCAGCGGGUCUCGAUCAGCACGUGACAGUGGUUCCCAGCAAACUGAGGCUUGUCUCCCUAGCAGCCUUCAUCCUGCAGAAAUGCAAGUUUGAGAGAGACCAGAAGAUGGUUGUCUUUUUCUUGAGUUGCGAGCUGGUGGAGUUCCACUACAACCUCUUCCUCCAGACCCUGCUGGGCGGCUCGGGGGCCCCUGCCCUGGGGCGGCUGCCAUCUGCCUCCAUGCAGUUCGGAUUCCUGCGGCUGCACGGGGACAUGGAGCAGGAGGAAAGAACGGCAGUGUUUCAAGAAUUCUCACGUUCCAAAACAGGCGUCCUUCUCUGCACGGAUGUUGCCGCUCGGGGCUUGGAUCUCCCUCAAGUCACGUGGAUUGUUCAGUACAACGCUCCGGCUUCACCUGCUGAAUACAUCCACCGGAUUGGGAGAACGGCCCGGAUUGGCUGCCGUGGGAGCAGCCUGCUCAUUUUGGCUCCUUCGGAGGCAGAAUAUGUCAACUCGUUGGCUUCUCACAAAAUCAACGUUUCUGAGAUAAAGAUGGAAGAUAUCCUGUCUGUUCUGACCAAGGAUGAUUGUUUUAAAAGGAGACGACGUGGAAACCAGAAAUCCCACGCCGUUGGCCCCCAGGAAAUCCGAGAGCGAGCCACAGUCUUGCAGACAGUAUUUGAAGAUUACGUGCACUCCAGCGAGAGGACGGUCUCCGGGGCCAAGAAAGCCCUGCAGUCCUUCAUCCGGGCCUAUGCAGCCUACCCCCGGGAGCUGAAGCACAUCUUCCACGUCCGCUUCCUCCACCUGGGGCACGUGGCUAAGAGCUUUGGGCUAAGAGAUGCCCCCAAAAAUCUUAGUGCCUUGUCUGUAAAGAAGAAGAAAGCAAACCUGAAGAGGCCCGACCUUCAGAGGAGGACCCAGAGCAGACACCGCCUCGCUGAAAUCUUGCUCUCAGAAUACUCAAGUGGGAUGGAGACCAGCGUCGCCAAGGUCAAAAAGCAAAGCGAAUGCGCGGGGCCGGGCAGCCAGCGCCCAGCCUCGGCCGUGGGAAAAAACGAAGCCCAAAAGCCUUACUGAGGGACUGCGAGACUUCCCAGGAAGUAUUUGUAAACUCUGCGUCCACAGGACGGGGCCUGAGUGGAUCCCGGAGCUGGCGUCCUGUUCUCGUCAGAGCGGCCUUGUGGGAACUAACGGUGUGGCCUUCCCCGCUGACUCGUCCCUGAGACUGAGAGCACAGCCCAGAGCAGGGCUAGGGGUCAGCACAGGCUGGAGUAGCUGAGCAGCCUGUCUUGUAUUUACUCCAUCAAGGCAAGACGCUCAUCGACACCCAGAGAUCACAUGGUGCCCCCAUGACUUAACGUGAAAACCUAGGGUCCUGCGAGCCAGCCAGGGAUUUGACCCUGCCUGUGACUAUGUUCUGUAAAGCAUCACAGUUUACUUUAACCUGCCCUCUCAAUACCUCUGUUGGCAUGAAAUAGGAUUUUUAAAACUAGAAUUGACUCUGUAAAGAAAGAGAAAAAACUCUUUAUCCGAUCAUUUUCUUGAUGUACAAAUGCUUUAUUAAAAAGGACCACAGGAGUGUUCGGUGCGGGUCAGAAGCGACUCCAGGGUGCCCUGCUUUCCGCCCGCAGGCUGUUCGGAGCCCCCUGUCACGUUCACACGCCUUGCGCUCUCCUUCUGGUCCAGGGAGAACACACUUUCUCAGGACAUUUGAUUUACUGUUGCUUUUUUAUUAUUUGCCUUCAAAGACCAGAGGCACCGGUGUCCUGAGUGUUUUCUCCCCUCGAAUCCCAUCUUGUCUUUGAAAAAGGUCUGGGGUCUGGCCUGUGGCCGGGCCGCAGCGGCCCCUCCCCAUUGUGUUUUCUGCGAGGUUUGAAAGAGGACCCCCGGGGCAUAUUGAUUUCCCAAUAAAUGUAAGAUUUGGACACGGGUAACUCCAGAGGGGUCCAAAGGAGAAGAGGGUAAAAGCCUGACCCUCUCCGUCCAUCCGUCUGUCUGUUCUUUUCUCUCCACUUUUCCUCCUGUUAUCCAUUUAAAAAUCCAGCCUCCUCCUCCUCUGAAGUUACUGGCACAGGGGUCGAGGCCCCGCUUCAGUAGGCCCUCCAGCUCCACACGAACUGAAGGGAGGGAGAGGAUCUCGAGAGUUACAAGGUGGGCUGUCUUCGGGGACCAUGGUGUGUGUCGGGGGGUCCUUCCCUCCAUCCCUGUCUGGUAGCCGCAGCCAGCCAUCAGAUGUAAGUGAACUUCAGCUGAGGAAUCGUGAGGUUUAGCGUGAGCCUGGAAGCACUGGUCCUCUGCAGGAGGGAAAAAGUGACCUCUCAGAGCUGGCUAUCACAUAGAAAUUAAUAGGGGCAGUUGAUGAAAUCUGUAACAAUAAUAAUAAAUAAACCUGUAGCACAUGUCAUACUGA
Molecule: messenger RNA, 3622 nt
Organism: Camelus dromedarius (Arabian camel)
Lineage: Eukaryota; Metazoa; Chordata; Mammalia; Artiodactyla; Camelidae
Gene: DDX31
Product: DEAD-box helicase 31
Exons: 20
Coding region: 103-2289 (728 amino acids)
Biological process (GO): ribosome biogenesis
Cellular component (GO): nucleus
Molecular function (GO): nucleic acid binding; ATP binding
Source: RefSeq, a predicted model, not a curated record